Messenger RNA from Pestalotiopsis fici W106-1, 387 nucleotides. Its product is annotated as 60S ribosomal protein L22. The transcript has 4 exons. Gene Ontology annotation, molecular function: structural constituent of ribosome; RNA binding. The coding region runs from base 1 to 387 and encodes 128 amino acids. Gene Ontology annotation, cellular component: ribosome. The record is from RefSeq and is a predicted model, not a curated record. Gene Ontology annotation, biological process: cytoplasmic translation. NCBI's taxonomy places the organism in Eukaryota, Fungi, Ascomycota, Sordariomycetes, Amphisphaeriales, Sporocadaceae.
AUGGCUCCCGUUACCACCAAGAAGUCUGGCCCCAAGGGCAAGCAGGCCAAGACCACCAAGAAGUUCAUUGUCAACGCUCAGCAGCCCGCUAGCGACAAGAUCUUCGACACCGCCGCCUUCGAGAAGUUCCUUCAGGACAAGAUCAAGGUCGACGGCCGCGUUGGCAACCUUGGUGACAACAUCAAGAUCCAGCAGGCUGGCGAGGGCAAGAUUGAGAUCAUUGCCCACAACGACCUGUCCGGCCGCUACAUCAAGUACCUGACCAAGAAGUUCCUCAAGAAGAUGCAGCUCCGUGACUGGCUCCGCGUCGUCUCCACUAGCAAGGGUGUCUACGAGCUCAAGUUCUUCAACGUUGUCAACGACGAGCAGGACGAGGAUGACGAGUAA